AUGACGCCGCGGUACUCAAUGAGAGACACGGCAGCGCGCAAAGUGUACAACUCGCCGGAGGCAAUCCAAGCUCGAGAGGAGGACAACAAGUUGCGUACUCAACGCAAGCGAGUGUAUCGCCUCAAGAACGGUCUUAUCUCGCUACUCCAUACGCCGGACCAUCUUGUGCAAGCAUCUGUCCACAACUCUACCACCAACUUGCUCACUCUGCCACCUGAGCUCUGUACAAAGAUAUGGGAGUAUGCACUCGGUGGCAUGCGCGUGACAGGCUCUCACAUCAGCCGCUACACAAUCACAGGGGGCACCAACACUAAAAUCCGACACGCACUCAGCCUCCUCAAUGUCUGCCGACAAGUCUACAGCGAGGCCGCCACGAUUCCCUACAAGGAGAACAACUUCUAUUUCUGUUGUCGGCAUGAAUUUGGGAAGUGGCACGCGAGCCGCAAACCGGCACACCUGCAGGCUAUCCGCACAAUUCACUUAGAUCCGUACGACAUGGAUCGGAUCUCUUCAAGCCGGGACUGGAAGCCCAACCACUAUUCCAUUAUAGUUCUCAAUCAUACGCCCCAAGGAGCGGAGAAGGAGGUUGUUCGCGAGUUGGAGAGGCGCGGACUGACGUUCACUCUGGAGUCAGUGCUCCGUCUUGAUAUAUGA
This is a messenger RNA of Trematosphaeria pertusa, 654 nucleotides long. RefSeq lists its product as uncharacterized. The record is from RefSeq and is a predicted model, not a curated record. The transcript has 2 exons. Bases 1 to 654 code for a protein of 217 amino acids. Lineage: Eukaryota; Fungi; Ascomycota; Dothideomycetes; Pleosporales; Trematosphaeriaceae.